Molecule: messenger RNA, 787 nt
Organism: Xylaria bambusicola
Lineage: Eukaryota; Fungi; Ascomycota; Sordariomycetes; Xylariales; Xylariaceae
Exons: 4
Coding region: 110-586 (158 amino acids)
Biological process (GO): endosome transport via multivesicular body sorting pathway
Cellular component (GO): fungal-type vacuole membrane; fungal-type vacuole lumen
Molecular function (GO): ubiquitin protein ligase binding
Source: RefSeq, a predicted model, not a curated record
GUGGCGUGAUCCACUCCUCCGCCGUCAUUACCUACUGCGACGCUCCAGUCCAUCUUCAUUUCGACUCGAAAAACUACGGCUCGAAUAGAAAAUCAAAAACUCGCCCAAUAUGUGCUCCCCCGAUCUGUUCCUCGGCAUCAUCGCCAUUUUAUUCCCGCCUUUGGCCGUCUGGGUGAAAUGCGGUCUAUGCUCCGCCGACUCUAUCAUUAACAUCCUUCUCUGCUUCUUGGGAUACAUCCCCGGCCUCAUCCAUGCCUGGUACAUAAUCGCCAAAUUCCCCGACACAGCAGAGUACGAGCGCGUAGCUCAACAAGACUACGAGCAUGGCCACGGCCACCACAAUGAGCGCGUAACAUACGUCAUCGUGCCAGCACCGCACGCUCAAUCACAACAACAAUCUCAUCAACAGCAUGCGAAACACAGCCAACAACAAGUGAACUACGGCACGGCAUCUUCUAACAAUGCGGGCGCUUCGUCCUCGUCUAAUCAAAACGAGGCCAGCGGUAGCAGCAACAAUGGUGAGCGUGCACCGCCCACGUACGCCGAGGCUAUCAAGGGCGAUCAUAAGAUCCAGUCGGACGAGUAGAUAAUGAAGGAGUAUAUAGCGUGAUGAAUGGUUGUAAACAGAUCGUCUAGUAUCCGAUAACGUGCCCGAAAACUGUCCAACACUCACGUCAAGAUCUGUUCAUCGACGGCAGCGGCAGUCCAGCACUAGGACUAGUCAAAUAUUUAUCGAUAUUCAUGGCGGGAAGAAGCAGCACGGCAAGCGACUUUACUAUCUAUGUGC